Molecule: messenger RNA, 2189 nt
Organism: Sapajus apella (tufted capuchin)
Lineage: Eukaryota; Metazoa; Chordata; Mammalia; Primates; Cebidae
Gene: PKNOX1
Product: PBX/knotted 1 homeobox 1
Exons: 11
Coding region: 207-1517 (436 amino acids)
Biological process (GO): angiogenesis; regulation of transcription by RNA polymerase II
Molecular function (GO): DNA-binding transcription factor activity, RNA polymerase II-specific; RNA polymerase II cis-regulatory region sequence-specific DNA binding
Source: RefSeq, a predicted model, not a curated record
UUGAUGCGGCGCGCGUCGGCGUCGCCCUCCUCCCAUUGAGCGAGGCUGUGUCGCGUGGCCCAGCGUCGGCGUGACGGUUGGACGCGGGCGCGGCACUGCGGGUCCCGAUUGCUGCAGCCGCUUGUCAGUGUGAUGAAGAUUGGCACCCAGACACCAUUCGCUUUUCACUCAAGAUGAUUUGAUGUCUUAUAGAACUCUGGUGAACCAUGAUGGCUACACAGACAUUAAGUAUAGACAGCUAUCAAGAUGGGCAACAGAUGCAAGUAGUAACAGAGUUAAAGACAGAACAAGAUCCAAACUGCUCUGAACCUGAUGCAGAAGGAGUGAGCCCUCCCCCCGUGGAGUCUCAGACCCCGAUGGAUGUGGACAAGCAGGCCAUUUAUAGGCAUCCACUAUUUCCAUUGUUAGCUUUGUUGUUUGAAAAAUGUGAGCAAUCCACACAGGGCUCCGAGGGCACGACUUCUGCCAGUUUUGAUGUAGAUAUCGAAAAUUUUGUAAGGAAGCAAGAGAAGGAAGGGAAGCCCUUCUUUUGUGAAGAUCCAGAAACUGACAAUUUAAUGGUAAAAGCAAUCCAGGUUUUGCGCAUUCAUCUUCUUGAGCUGGAAAAGGUUAAUGAACUCUGCAAAGAUUUCUGCAGUCGAUACAUUGCUUGUCUGAAAACGAAAAUGAACAGUGAGACACUGUUGAGUGGAGAGCCUGGAAGCCCGUACUCCCCCGUGCAGUCCCAGCAGAUUCAAAGUGCCAUUACGGGCACUAUCAGCCCUCAAGGAAUUGUGGUGCCGGCGUCUGCGCUGCAGCAGGGAAACGUAGCCAUGGCGACUGUGGCAGGUGGCACAGUGUAUCAGCCUGUCACGGUUGUCACUCCCCAAGGCCAAGUGGUCACGCAGACGUUGUCGCCCGGGACAAUUAGGAUCCAGAACUCCCAGCUUCAGUUACAGUUAAACCAGGAUCUCAGCAUCUUGCAUCAAGAUGACGGUUCAUCUAAGAACAAGAGGGGCGUCCUGCCGAAGCACGCCACGAACGUGAUGCGGUCCUGGCUCUUCCAGCACAUUGGGCAUCCCUACCCAACAGAGGACGAGAAAAAACAGAUUGCUGCUCAGACAAAUUUGACACUACUCCAAGUCAACAACUGGUUCAUCAAUGCCAGAAGACGAAUUCUUCAGCCAAUGUUGGAUUCAAGUUGUUCAGAAACCCCCAAAACAAAGAAAAAAACUGCUCAGAACCGGCCAGUUCAGAGGUUUUGGCCCGACUCUAUUGCAUCAGGAGUCGCACAGCCACCGCCGAGCGAGCUCGCCAUGUCAGAAGGAGCUGUUGUGACCAUCACCACGCCCGUGAACAUGAACGUGGACAGCCUUCAGUCUCUGUCCUCGGACGGGGCCACCCUGGCGGUGCAGCAGGUCAUGAUGGCAGGGCAGAGCGAGGAUGAGUCUGUGGACAGCACAGAGGAGGACGCGGGCGCCCUAGCCCCCGCGCACAUCAGCGGGCUCGUCCUGGAGAACAGCGACUCCCUGCAGUAGGACGGAGGAGCAGACUCACCUGACUUUUCAUAGUUUGCACAGCAAACAUUUUACACAGUUUUAUUUCUGAUAUGUUUUAUAUGUAGAUAUAGAAGAGUGCACUUUUGUAUUUCAUAGUAAGCUUAAAGCGUGUCUUUGCCGGUGCAGCGACUUCUUUGAAGUGUGUGUGUGUGUGCGUAUGUGUGUGUGUGGUGUGUGUGUGGUGUGUGUGGAUUUUUAAAGAAAUUCUUUAAAGGUUUAACGCUAGAUAUGUGAGGAAUGACACACCACUCCCCCCCCCUCCUUGAAUCCCUAAUUAGAUUAAGGAAAAGCGCUGCCAUUUUCUAAACCGUGAUGCAGUUUUCACUUAGUUCUGUGGUUCCAGCAGAUCUCAGUGGGCUGGUUUUUUUUGUGUGGCCCAUGGAUUUGAAAGAAGCUUCUGCACCUGAAACUGCCAAUAUGCGGGGACUGUGGCACACACCUAGACUGAGUGUGGUUUCAUCGUGGUGGAUGGAUGGCAAGCUCAGCAAGCCCAGUCCCCUCGUGUUCAGUGAGCCUGUCUCAUUUGCUAUAUAUAAAAAGAAACUCCUAUUUUUACCUUGCUGGAAUUAUUGGAUAAAAAAGCUAUUUUUAUAAAUUCGUUAUAAAUUGGAUGACUAUAUUGAGGAUAAAAUUUCUAGAGAAGAAACAAUA